Molecule: messenger RNA, 1074 nt
Organism: Penicillium cataractarum
Lineage: Eukaryota; Fungi; Ascomycota; Eurotiomycetes; Eurotiales; Aspergillaceae
Product: carbon-nitrogen hydrolase family protein
Exons: 3
Coding region: 1-1074 (357 amino acids)
Molecular function (GO): catalytic activity
Source: RefSeq, a predicted model, not a curated record
AUGCCUCAAAAGUUGAAGGUUGCCGUGGCGCAGGCCCGCACUGGCCCCUCCCUCUCCGCUACUCUCUCUGCGUUGGAGCGCAUUACUCGCAAUGCAGCUUCCCAAGGGGUGAGCCUCGUGCUUUUCCCUGAGGCAUACCUCGGAGGUUAUCCUCGUACCUGUGAUUUUGGAACAGCAGUUGGUGCUCGUGCUCCUCAUGGACGAGAGCAAUUCUUGCGAUAUUUCCAAGAUGCCAUAGAUCUUGGAGAUACGCCCGCAGGUGCUGGAGAUGACUGGGUGGAAAGAAAACUGCCCGUUGCUAGGGGAUCUGAUCGUCGCGGCGAUGGCACGAGAGAGUUCCUUGAAAAGGUUUCUCGCGAGACCGGUGUCUUCAUCGCUACGGGUGUGAUUGAGAAGGCCGGUGGUACUUUGUACUGUUCGGCGCUUUACGUGGACCCGACCUCGGGUGUCUUGGGAAAGCGACGAAAGGUGAUGCCGACUGCUUCUGAGCGCCUCAUCUGGGGCCAGGGCUCGCCGUCUUCUCUAAAAGCUGUCACGACCGUUCUCAAUGGAGUGAAGCUUACCAUCGCUGCUGCGAUUUGCUGGGAAAACUUCAUGCCUCUCCUUCGACAGAGUCUGUAUUCUCAGAACGUGAACAUCUACCUUGCUCCAACUGCCGAUAGCCGAGACACAUGGCUCCCUCUCAUGCGCACAGUUGCUGGUGAAGGUAGGACUUUCGUCCUCUCUGCGAACCAGUGUGUCCGGUACCGCGAGUUGCCACCAUGGAUUACCGAUCAUGCUGAGAAGGAAGGAACUGCACUAGAAGGAGACCAGUACAUUGCUCGUGGUGGAUCAAGCAUUGUUGGCCCCUUGGGAGAAGUCCUUGCCGGUCCUGUCUGGGAAACAUGUGUUGACGAUGCACUCGAGUCUUUAGAAUCGGGAGAAUUCUCUGAUAAGGAAGGCCUCCUAAUUCAGGAAAUUGAUUUGGAGGAUUGUGAGCGAGGCAAGCUUGAUCUUGAUGUUGCCGGAAGCUAUUCCAGGAGCGAGUUCAAGCUGACGGUAGAGGGACUCGACUUGAACCCUCCUCCUUUUUGA